CGCGCCUACCCUGACGGCUGCUCUGCUGCCUCUCGCUGUUUCUUUAGAAUACCAAAUGUUCUUAUUCGUAGUGUUUCUAUUAGUAGUGUUUCAUUGCUAUUAUUAGUGACGGUAUUAUCAGUUGAAGUCCGAGCAACGGUUAACUUCACUGCUCACUAGUGGACAGAAAGGAAUGGAAGGAUGGAGAAUGACUCUAUGCCAAAAGACUGUGACAUAACCCUGGGCGGGGCUAAAAUUAGGCUGAACCAAUCCGAAUGCAUCUGCAACCAACCAACUGCCACUGAUGAUACGGAGGACACGCACGCUGACCCUCCUCAUCCUCCCAUCCCCGGAAACAACCCGUUCUCUGCAAGCCCCGCCCCCUCUCUGAUUUAUCCCGCCCCCUUCAGGGCAGACCACGCCCCCUUCAGGGCUGACCCCGCCACUAUCAAGGAGGCGGCUGGCGAUGACCUCUGUCUCCGUUGUAUUCUGUCCUGUCUCUACUGUGAGCUCUUCUCCUUGUGCUCCACCCUGGAGGCGUGUCUUACCUGCCAAGGGGGCGGGGCCACCUGCUGCUGUGACACCAUUUGCUGCUGCUGCUCCAGUGGGGAGGCGGAGGGCGUGGCCUGUGGGGAGGAGGCGUGUCAGGCCCUGGCGGAUUGUGGGAUAGUGGAGGACUGCUGCUCCUCGACCGACCUCCUGGACUUCAGCCUCGAGUGUUGCUCCUUCUUCUUCCCCUCCUAGACCACGACCUCAUCACCAUGAACUCAUCAGCAUUACCUCAUCACCAUGACCUCAUCACCAUGACCUCAUCACUGUGAUAUUACCAUGACAUCACCAUGACCUCAUCACCAUGACCUCAUCACUGUGAUAUUACCAUGACAUCAUCAUAACCUCAUCACCACGACAUCAUGGUAGAAGAUCUUCUCCUUAAGAACUCCUUCUAUCAGAUAAAGAGCCAACCAAUCAGGUAGCACCUCUAUAAAGAGCCAGCCAAUCAGGAGGCAUCCCUAUCUGUGAUUUUAAGCCACUCCCUCCAAACACGUGACUAGCUUGCUAGCUUUAGAAGCAGGUUUGUAGCCAGGAGAAGGACGCCCUUCAGGGCAAUGAGCGACGGGCAGAGCACAUUUUUCAGAGCAUUUCAUUUAAUGAUCCUGUCCGGACAGAAAGAGAAUUUCAACAAAUAUUUAACUUGAGAAGUAUGAGAGGUACUUCCGAUAGAAGGACUUCUGAUAGAAGGACUUCCGAUAGAAAGACUUCAGAUAGAAGGACUUCCGACAGAGGUACUAACAAUAGAAGGACUUCCGACCGAAGGACUUCCGACAGAGGGACUUUCAAUAGAAGGACUUCCGACCGAAGGACUUCCGAUAGAGGGACUUCCGACAGAAAGACUUCCGAUAGAAAGACUUCCGAUAGAAAGACUUCCGAUAGAGGGACAGCUGGACUUCCAAUAGAAUGACUUCCAACAGAAGGACUUCCGAUAGAGGGACUUCCGACAGAAAGACUUCUGAUAGAAAGACAUCCGAUAGAAAGACUUCCGAUAGAGGGACAGCCGGACUUCCAAUAGAGGGACUUCCGACAGAAGGACCACCGAUAGAGGGACUUCCGACAGAAAGAAUUCCGAUAGAAAGACUUCCGAUAGAGGGACAGCCGGACUUCCAAUUGAGGGACUUCCGACAGAAGGACUUCUGAUAGAGGGACUUCCGACAGAAGGACUUUCAAUAGAAGGACUUCCGACAGAAGGACUUCCAAUAGAGGGACUUCCGAUAGAAGGACUUCUGAUAGGACUUCCGAUAGAGGGACUUCCGAUAGAAGGACCUCCGCCUGCUCCUUGUCCUUGUUUUGUUGUUCAUCUCAUGUUCUUGUCCUUCCAGCUCCGCAGACCUUUAACUGGCGUAUAGGCUCGUAGGACGUGAGAGACGCUACAACUCAUGGCCCUCUCUCAUCAUCGUGGAGCAGACCAGGGAGGUCUAAGAGAACAUACAAAGAAAUGUGAUCUCUGCAUUCACCCAUCUCCAGCAGCACGAGGAGCAGUGGGCGGCCACGGUGCCUUGGUCAAGGGCACGUGCGGGAGAACCGAUCGAACGUGGACGAGGGAGGAAACCAGGAUCUCACUCUGUGAGGUAGCAGUGCUAAGCUAGUGCUAGUGCUAAGCUAAAUUAAGCUGAGUGCUAACCACUGUGCCAUAACCCGACGCAUAAUGAAAACAGCCAUCCCAAUUACGCUACACGUUAUAAUUUCUCCGCUCUUGUUGGAAUCAGACAUGAACCAUAAACCGCAUCAAGGUGUUUUUUUUCAUUUCCUUUUAUUUUCAACCUCAUAAACACUUUUUCACAGAAUGUUUUGAUGGAAAUAAAAACAUGGAUACAAUGUCAUGUUGUGGCCUGCCACACAGCAAUAUACUCUGUUCAUAACCAUCAUUAAGUGCAGCAGUAUAUUCAUUCAAUCACCAUCAUAAAUACGGCUGUGAACUCAAUCAAUAACCAUCAAUGACUACGGCUGUGUACACAAUCAAUAACCAUCAAUAGCUUAAAGACACAGUUCCACAGAAUAGAGCCGCUGGGGUAACCCUGGCAACCUAGCACCAGUUACCAUGGUACCUUAGGGCGAGUCCCCCUGGUAGCUUACAACGGGUAACUGUGGUGAUCGGGGUGGGUUACCAUGGUAACCCAGGGCAAGUUACCCCAGUAACCUAGAGUUGGUUACCGAGGUUACCUAGGGCGGGUUACUGUGGUAACCUAAGAGGGGUUACCGUGGUAACCUAGGGCAAGUUAUUGUUAUAACAUAGGGUAAGUCACCGGGGUAGCCAAGGGCGAGUUACUGUGAUAACCUAGUGCAGGUUACCGUGGUAACGGUAACCUGCGUGGUCCAAUAGAAAGACAGGACAGGAAAGUGGUUCCCGUAUGAUGGAGACCGCACAGCCAAGGUACCGUGUGAUUGGUCCAGGUAUAGGUGAUGAACUCUACCCCUUAAUACUGUACUGUGGUAUAAAUAUUCUCUCCAUUGUAAAAUCUUCUUCUCUAUGGACUACAAAAACAGCUUCACAAUUUAAUCUGUGUCUAAAUGACACAAAUUCAAAAUAUUCACCACAAUGAUCUUGGACAGUCAACAUCUCCAUGUAAUUUAAUAAUUCUUAAUUCAUCAUUAAUUCAUCAAUAAUUUACAACACAUCUUUACAACAGAAUGUAUCUUUUUUAAACCAACUGAAAUAACGGCCAAAGAUGGCAAGAUAUAGCUAGGAGCCCCACCAGCUAACAGCUACAUGUACUAUAGCUAGGAGCCCCACCAGCUAACAGCUACAUGUACUAUAGCUAGUAGCCC
Messenger RNA from Gadus chalcogrammus (walleye pollock), 3300 nucleotides. RefSeq lists its product as uncharacterized. Lineage: Eukaryota; Metazoa; Chordata; Actinopteri; Gadiformes; Gadidae. The record is from RefSeq and is a predicted model, not a curated record. The transcript is spliced from 4 exons. Bases 181 to 723 code for a protein of 180 amino acids.